This is a messenger RNA of Protomyces lactucae-debilis, 1020 nucleotides long. RefSeq lists its product as uncharacterized. The coding region runs from base 94 to 666 and encodes 190 amino acids. The transcript has 2 exons. The record is from RefSeq and is a predicted model, not a curated record. NCBI's taxonomy places the organism in Eukaryota, Fungi, Ascomycota, Taphrinomycetes, Taphrinales, Protomycetaceae.
UCCAAGAUUGUCUCAAACCCAGCAAAAUCGGCAAGACGAGCCGAUGCGGCCCCUCAUCGUGGUUGGCACAAUUUUAAGAGUCAAACACUCAAAAUGGUCGUCAGGAUGGUUGCCCACCACGCUUGCGCGGUGAAUGUUCCGCCAACAACAAGCAGCCUUGAUUGCAAUGAGGAGAUUUCCUGCACACGAGCUGUGCACGCACCAUGCACUGGCAGCACAGCAGAUGCCACGGCUGAGGCGCAUACUGAGUUUGCUGCGAACGCACGGUCAGUGCCAACUAGUAUUGGUCGUAACGCUCGCUCAGACUUGGCAAAAUCUGCUACCCGAAUCUCGUUUCAUACUUCAGCAGCUUAUCGUCCUUGUGGUGCUGCCCAACAGUGCCCGUGCCCCAGCUUGACCCUUCACGCUGGACGAAACCUUAUUCUGCUCGCCAAAGGUCUCACCCUUCCCGUCCUGCACAUAUCCGUUGCCACUAUCGCUGAUCAAUUGCUCGUUGGCACUGUGUGCCGGCACGACGUCUAUACCGUAGCUCACAAGCAGGCUGAUGGCUUUCGUGCUACCCACAGCUUUUCAACAGAAUCAUCUCCUCAAUGGGAUAGUCGCCAAGCCUUUCACCCGUUUGACGCCAAGCUCCUCACGGAGUCCUCACCAAGCAACAAGACCUAGUCGUAGAUUCAGUUGCAGAGCGGGGAACAGCUCACUCAGAGCCAAGACUGUAGCCUGGCACGGGCGUGUCGCUUGUAACAUUGCGGAUGUUGCGCUAAACGACAUCCGUGAGCUUUGUGGCCAUGGCAUAGGCGAACGGUUCACAGACUCUCACGCGAGCGCUACCUGUAACAGUGUAUCGAUGCGUUGCCGUGAGCUCUGCGGCAAAAUAUUGAGUGAUCACAGUCAGGUACCGACCUGCGACCAUAAAUGUCGCUUCGGAUGUGUACGACCAUUCAAGCUGUCCAAGCAAAGCCCCGCCUCAUCUCCUUUCAGUCACAUGUGUAGUUGACGGAACGCGCGUCUACCGCGCGU